Leptosomus discolor (cuckoo roller) is the source of this 3628-nucleotide messenger RNA. The record is from RefSeq and is a predicted model, not a curated record. NCBI's taxonomy places the organism in Eukaryota, Metazoa, Chordata, Aves, Leptosomiformes, Leptosomidae.
GUAUCGGAAUUUUGAUCAGCCUCAUCGAUUCUAUGUAGCUGAUGUAUACACUGAUCUUACUCCACUCAGUAAAUUCCCAUCCCCUGAAUAUGAAACUUUUGCUGAAUAUUAUAAAACAAAGUAUAAUCUUGACCUUACCAAUCUCAACCAGCCACUGCUGGAUGUGGACCACACAUCUUCAAGACUUAAUCUUUUGACUCCUCGCCAUUUGAAUCAGAAGGGGAAAGCACUUCCACUAAGCAGUGCUGAGAAGAGGAAGGCAAAGUGGGAAAGUUUGCAGAAUAAGCAGAUACUAGUUCCAGAGCUCUGUGCUAUACAUCCUAUUCCUGCAUCAUUGUGGAGAAAAGCAGUUUGCCUCCCCAGCAUACUUUAUCGCCUGCACUGCCUUUUGACGGCAGAAGAACUAAGAGCUCAAACAGCCACUGAUGCUGGUGUAGGGGUUAAAUCACUUCCUGCAGAUUUCAGAUAUCCUAACUUGGACUUCGGAUGGAAAAAGUCUAUUGACAGCAAAUCUUUCAUCUCUAUUCCUAACUCUUCUUUAGUAGAGAAUGAAAAUUACUGUAAGCACAGCACAAUUGUAGUCCCUGAAAAUGCUGCACAUCAAGGUGCUAAUAGAACCUCUUCUAUAGAAAACCAUGACCAAAUGUCUGUGAGUUACAGAACAUUGCUCAAUGAGUCACCCAGUAAACUCCAAAUUGAUGUCUCGGCAGAACUUGCAGCAAUUAAUGGUGUUUCUUACAAUAAAAAUCUUGCCAAUGGCAAUUGUGAUUUAGUUAACAGAGACUUUUGCCAAGGAAAUCAGCUGAAUUACUGCAGGCAGGAAAUACCUGUACAACCAACUACCUCAUAUCCCAUUCAGAAUUUAUACAACAGUGAGAACCAGCCCAAGCCCAGCAAUGAAUGUACUCUACUGAGUAAUAAAUACCUUGAUGGAAAUGCUAACAGAUCUACCUCAGAUGGAUGCCCCAAAAUGGCAGUGACGACCAGUACUUCAAAAGCUAUUAAUCUUUCAAAAGACAGAGCAGAUUCUGAAAAGAACCCUUCCAGUGGGUACUCCUCAAAAACUCUUGGUCCUAAUCCUGGUCUCAUUCUUCAAGCUUUGACUCUUUCAAAUGCUAGUGAUGGAUUUAAUCUGGAGCGGCUAGAAAUGCUUGGUGAUUCAUUUUUAAAGCAUGCCAUCACUACAUACUUGUUUUGCACUUACCCUGAUGCUCAUGAGGGACGGCUGUCAUAUAUGAGAAGCAAAAAAGUCAGCAACUGUAACUUGUAUCGCCUCGGAAAAAAGAAAGGACUGCCUAGUCGUAUGGUGGUAUCGAUUUUUGAUCCCCCGGUCAAUUGGCUUCCUCCUGGUUACAUAGUAAACCAGGACAAGAGCAACACUGAUAAGUGGGAGAAAGAUGAAAUGACAAAGGAGAACUUGUUGGCUAAUGGUAAACUUGAUGAUUAUGAUGAUGAUGAAGAGGAUGAAGACCUAAUGUGGAGGUUACCCAAGGAAGAAACAGACUUUGAAGAUGAUUUUCUGGAGUAUGAUCAGGAGCAUAUCAAAUUCAUUGAUAAUAUGCUAAUGGGAUCAGGGGCUUUUGUGAAGAAAAUUUCGCUCUCUCACUUUUCAACCACUGAUUCAAACUAUGAAUGGAAAGCACCCAAAAAGUCGUCCCUGGGUAAUGUUCAGUUUUCAUCAGAUUUUGAUGAUUUUGACUAUAGCUCUUGGGAUGCUAUGUGCUAUCUGGAUCCUAGCAAGGCUGUUGAAGAGGAUGAUUUUGUAGUGGGCUUCUGGAAUCCAUCAGAAGAAAACUGUGGUGUUGAUGCAGGAAAACAGUCUAUCUCAUAUGACUUGCAUACAGAGCAGUGUAUUGCUGACAAAAGCAUUGCGGACUGUGUGGAAGCCCUGUUGGGCUGCUAUCUGACCAGCUGUGGUGAAAGAGCUGCUCAGCUUUUCCUGUGUUCUUUGGGGCUGAAGGUGCUCCCUGUAAUUAAAAAGACUGAUUGGGAAAGCACUUUGUGUGCUACCAGAGAGAAUUGUAACAGUGAGCAGAAAAAUCUUUCACCAAACUCUGUUUCUGCUUCUGUAGCUAAUUCAGAGCCUUCUCUGUAUAAAGACCUGGAGUAUGGCUGUUUGAAGAUUCCACCGAGGUGUAUGUUUGAUCACCCAGAUGCUGAAAAAACCCUAAAUCACCUUAUUUCUGGUUUUGAAAACUUUGAGAAGAAAAUAAACUACAGUUUUAAGAACAAGGCUUACCUUCUUCAGGCAUUUACUCAUGCCUCGUACCAUUAUAAUACCAUUACUGAUUGUUACCAGCGCUUAGAAUUCCUGGGAGAUGCAAUUUUGGACUACCUCAUAACCAAGCACCUUUAUGAAGACCCACGGCAACACUCUCCAGGAGUUCUUACUGACCUACGAUCUGCUCUAGUCAAUAAUACCAUUUUUGCAUCACUAGCUGUAAAGUAUGACUACCAUAAGUACUUCAAAGCUGUCUCUCCUGAACUGUUUCAUGUUAUUGAUGACUUUGUGCAGUUUCAGAUGGAAAAGAAUGAAAUGCAAGGAAUGGAUUCUGAGCUCAGAAGAUCUGAAGAAGAUGAAGAAAAAGAGGAAGACAUUGAAGUACCAAAGGCCAUGGGGGAUAUAUUUGAGUCCCUUGCUGGUGCCAUUUAUAUGGAUAGUGGAAUGUCUUUGGAAAUGGUUUGGCAAGUGUACUAUCCAAUGAUGAGGCCAUUAAUAGAAAAAUUUUCUGCUAAUGUGCCCCGUUCCCCAGUGCGAGAGCUGCUGGAGAUGGAGCCAGAGACAGCCAAAUUUAGUCCUGCAGAAAGAACUUACGAUGGAAAGGUCAGAGUAACAGUGGAAGUUGUAGGAAAGGGAAAAUUUAAAGGUGUUGGCAGAAGCUACAGGAUUGCCAAAUCUGCAGCUGCGAGAAGAGCACUACGAAGCCUCAAAGCAAAUCAACCUCAGGUCCCAAACAGCUGAGACUCCUCUGAAAAAUAAAUAAAAUGGUGGAAAAAAACCCCCACAUACAAAUAAAGCAAAUUUUUGAAACUGUUGAUGUUGAGAGGAACAAAUUGGAAGACAGAAUUUAAAGUUUGUUUGAUAACAGAAUAGAUAACAAAACAUUUAACAUGUAUAAAAUUUUGGAACUAAUUGUAGUUAUAGUUUUUUGCGCAAACACAAUCUUGUCUUCUUUCCUCACUUCUGCUUUGUUUAAUCACGAGAGUGCUUUAAUGAUGACAUUUAGCAAGUGUUCAGAAUAAUUGUUGUCAGGUCUUUUUGGUUUACUUUUAUUGUCAGUACAGCUUUGCUUAGUGUUAGAAGGCCAGGGAGCUUAUGCCUAAUACAGUUGCUAGAUUUAUAUAUAGUAACCUUGAAAUUCUUCUAUCUGUGCACUAGUGCCAGUCAUAAAGCAGUUGAUAAACUGUACUGGAUGAUUUGGUAUAAGAAAGAAUAAGUGUGCCAGUAUUCUCCUUUUUCUUUAUUUUUUUUUUCUUUUUUUUCCCUCUCCGUGCCAUCUUCUUACAUUAAGGUGGCAUUCCCAAUCAUUAUUGCACUUAUUUGUUAGGGACAGAUUUUAAUUGAAAUGGCUGGCAUACUGGUAGAAUGAAACUUCAGUUUCCUUAUGCCACACAGUCUUGCAUAAAA